UCUACAGCUCAAUUGGCUUCAAUGCCAACGAACAACCCUGUUUCAAUGAAGCACUGUCAUAGAGAUCUUUGUGAUAUUUUAUUUGAUCCAAUUGCUGCCAUUGACAAUGGCACUGACAAGUGCAUCUGAUGAUUCUUUGCCCGAUGGCGAAAUUGGUCGGUCAGGGACAACGGUGGAUAUCGCAAUGGACCGGCCACAAAGCAUAACUGAAGCUAUUUCUCUGGCCCAGUUUCCUUCUCGUGCUGAGAAAUCGAAAGGACAAUCCGUUGCUAUUGUUGCUGCCUCUUUCACGAUAAUAUUUACUUGCUGCGGUCUCAAUUUUGCAUUCGGUGUCUAUCAGGCUUUAUAUGAGACUCUGGCCAGACAGCCAGGAACGCCAUUUACUGGUGCCAGCCCGGCAGAAAUCGACCUAAUCGGCACGCUUUGUAUAUCUUUAAUGACAAUUGGUGCCCCAUUCGUCGUCGCUUGGGCCAAGCGGUUCUCACCUCGACAUGUUUCGUUUGCCGGUGGUCUUAUCUUUGGAGUUUCCCUUGUCUUGGCAAGCUUUGGGAAAGCGUUAUGGCAUUUCGAGCUAACUCAGGGACUUCUUUGCGGCAUUGGCACCUGUUUGUCCUACAUGGUGGCCGUCACUACCGCUCCAACUUGGUUUACUAGCCACCGCGGCCUAGCUAUGGGAGUCAUAUUAUCUGGGACUGGAGUGGGCGGCCUUGUCUGGGCCCCGGCUCUGAAUGCUUGUAUUAACAGCCUUGGCUUCAGAAAUACUCUGCGUCUAACCGGCGCUGUCUCCUUUGCACUUGUUUCCAUUGCCAGUGCUGCUAUAACCUGGGAGCCGACCAGCAAGGCACGAUUCUGGACGGAAAACAAUGCGAGGACUAGCCGCGCCGACGGGAUUCUGAAAGUGCCUCUUGUGGAUAUUCGUGUCGCUCGAACACGCAAGUUUGCCGCUCAGGCCCUAGGGGCCAUCUUUCAAUCCGCAGCGUACUACACGCCGGUAUUUUUCUUUGCUUCGUAUGCGAGAAGUCUUGGAUACGGCGAUACGGCAGGCGCCAAUUUCAUCGCUCUCAGCAACGCAUGCAAUGCCGUUGGCAAGAUUGUCAUUGGCUACGCCGCUGACCGCAUUGGUCGAUUAAAUACGCUAUUUAUUACAACUCUCUUUAGCGCUAUUGCCGCUAUCGGCUUCUGGCUGCCUUCGACAAUGGGGGACGCAACAACAAGAACACAAGGUCUCUUUGUCACAUUUGUUAUUUUCUACGGCAUUUUUGCCAGUGCCUAUGUCGCUCUUUUCCCGACGAGUCUCAUUGAGAUAUUUGGCGCCCAGAAUUUCGCCUCUGUGAAUGGCGUCUUAUACAUGGUACGUGGCAUGGCGACCAUGGUGGGCACGCCUGUCGGCGGUGUGUUGACUCGAAAUACGGCAUCGGCUUUGAGCCCUAAAACUUUUGAGGGUAUGUCCAUACUGGUCAGCGUUCUUCUCUUUGCAGCCUCUGCUGCUGUCCUUUGGGUACGAAUGGAGGCAAUGGUUGGCCCCAGUGGAAUUGUAAGCUGGAAGUGGAGGCAAUGAUACAGGUAAAAGUGUAAAUGAUUUCCGUCGUCCCGUGUAUAUAAAGUAUAGACCCAUUUCCGGUCGGAGAAGGA
Xylona heveae TC161 is the source of this 1632-nucleotide messenger RNA. Its product is annotated as MFS general substrate transporter. Gene Ontology annotation, biological process: transmembrane transport. NCBI's taxonomy places the organism in Eukaryota, Fungi, Ascomycota, Xylonomycetes, Xylonales, Xylonaceae. Gene Ontology annotation, molecular function: transmembrane transporter activity. Bases 107 to 1558 code for a protein of 483 amino acids. The record is from RefSeq and is a predicted model, not a curated record. Gene Ontology annotation, cellular component: fungal-type vacuole membrane. The transcript has 2 exons.